GGUCGAUGCUAGUUGAAUAUUGCAAUAAAUAAAUUAAAAUCAGUGUUGGAGGAAUAAAAAUUGAAUUGUGAAGUGAGAAGUUUUGUAAUAACAUUGAAGAAGUUUACUUUGGCUUUUUUGGUGAUGAUUAUUGACUAUAGUGAAUGUCAAUCGAAAACUGUUUUUGAAAUAUAAGCUGACGAAAGUGAAGUUACACAAUCAGCACUCUUGAUCAUAGUUCGAUGAACUUUAAGUUAUGAUUUCUUAAACAUUUAAUUAAAAUUAAAAAAGAAGAAGAAAAAUAAACAUGAAAGUUCUGUCUUAUGUUAUUUGCUUAAGCAUAGUUUUGUUGAACUUUAUACCGGCAACAAACGGUCAAGAAGAAUAUUACAGCAGUCGCUACGAUUCACUUGAUGUCGAUGCGCUUUUUAAGUCGAGAUUACUGAACAAUUACGUUGACUGCUUGCUUGACAGGAAACCAUGUCCGCCUGAAGGAAAAGAUUUGAAGAGAGUGUUGCCUGAUGCAUUACGAACACGUUGUGGUCAGUGUACGAAAAUUCAGAAAACGAAAGCACUUGACGUCAUUACAAGACUUUAUUAUCAACAUCCACGUUUGUACACGGCUUUGGCUGCACGCUAUGACCCAACAGGCGAAUAUACAAAAAAUUUUGAGAACUGGUUUGAUGAACAAAAUGCUGUGAAGCCACGACCAUCUGAUACAAUUGACAACUCUCGAACAACGAGAAUUCCAUCAACUUGGAUCACAACACAAACAGCAAGAAUAACGUCACGACCCACACCACGAUCUACAUUUAGAACAUUGAGAACAAGUGUCAGAACAACAACUCAACCUCAAUUUAGAGGUAAUCCAAUACCAACAGCGUCUUUAGCUGCUCAAACAAAUCCAAGAAGAAUCGAAACAACGACAAGAUUCAUUUGCAUUGAUGGAUCAACAGACCCACGAUGUCCACCAAAUUGUUUCAUUAAUCCCAAUGAUUUGAGAUGUCCUCGACCAACAACAACUCCAAGACGUAUUGAAACAACUUCACGAUUUGUUUGCUUUGAUGGAUCAACUGAUUCAAGAUGUCCACCAAAUUGUUUUGUAAAUCCGUUUGAUCCCAGAUGCCCACGUCCCACAACAACUCAACCAACAACUACAACUAGAAGAAUCGAAACAACAACAAGAUUCAUUUGUACAGAAGGAUCAACAGACCCACGAUGCCCACCAAAUUGUGUGACCAAUCCAUACGAUGAAAGAUGUCCAAGAUCAACAACAACAACUACGCUUAGAACUUUGCCACCAACAACUACAACUGAAAGACCUUCAGUUGUUCCUAUUACGCAACCAACAUUCAUUCAAAGAUCUCCAGCAACAACGGUGAAGCUUGAAAGUCCAUCAAUUCUUGUUGAAUUACCAAAAGCUGAAGCUCCAUCGUCCAUCAGAACAAUCAAAGAAGAAUCUUCAGGUUUUAUUUGUCAGCCUCGAUCAAUUGAUCAAAGAUGUCCACCUGAUUGUUAUCCUGGCAGUAGAGAUUUUAGAUGCCCUAAGGCAACGACGACGACAACUACAUCGACAACUUCGGAAACUCCAUCAACAUCGUCAUCAAUUUCUUACAGAAUUUUACCAGUUUCUGUGAGGCCAUCGUCGGCUUCUGAACCUUCAUUUAAUCAACCAACAAAUGUCGCAAAUAAAGAAACCUUCAAACCAUCAACAAAAGCAUCUGAAACGUCAUUCCGAGUAUCACCAACAACCUCUGUCAUCACUGAACCGUCAUUUAAUCAACCAACGAAUGCUAAUACUAAAGAAACUGUCAGACCACCACCGAAGGCUUCUGUAACACCAAUUCGAGUUCCACCACCAGUAACAGUGCGAACUUCUGUCAUAACAGAGCCUCCAUUUAGGAGAACAACGAAGAUCUUUACACCACCACCAACACCACGACUACGAAUUCCAUUUUUACCGGCUAUUCAAAGACGCCCAAUUGAACAACAACAACCACAACCUGAUUUCCAACCGAGUCUCAUCGACAACUUUUUUAUUCCUAAUGGAAAUAGACCGUUCCGAAGAUCAAUUGAUAGAAUCAUAAGUAGGACAGGCGAAGUCGUUAAUAAUGUGGCUGGUAUGGUUCGGUCGACAGUUAAAGUCAUUGCUGGUUAAAACGUUUAAAUGAAAUGGUUCGUCUUCUGUCGUGACUUGAGAUGGUUAAAUAAGUAAAUUAAACAAGUUAAAUGGUUUUUGUUCUUUAAAUUGAUUUUAUAUUGUAACUAAAAUUUUCCAUCAGUUGUUUAUUUUGUCUUCGAAACUGAAUCUUUAAUCUUUUCCUUAUUUUUUUUCUAAGACGUCAAACGAUAAGAAACAAAAAAAAAAAACAAUUUAAUUCUCGUCGUACAGUAUUUACAUUCUGUGAAUGCGGGAAUUAAACAUUUUGAUUGAAUUCAAUUGAAUUUAUUUUAAAUUUAAAUGCUUUAUUUCGAUGAAACCUUGGCAAAAACGAAACAAGAAACUAUUGCUGUGAUUACAAUAUGUUAGGUUUGGAUUUGUUGAUUGCAACUAGAAUUGCUUGAAUGUUCUAUGAGUUAUUUAGAAAUUUGAUUGCGAAUUAAUUUAGAAUCGAUUGGAAAUUAGUCGCGCUUUGUUCAUGAAUCAGCUUUUAGUGAAAUAAUAAAAAGCGUAACUUGAUAUGUGAAACUAAUCACGAUAAUAAAUUAUUUAAUGAUGUUAACCUUUUACUUAAUAUAUUUUCUUUGUGACUUUUCAAGAGUUAACAAGAAUUGAACUCAAUUAAAUUGUGGAAUGUAACGAAAAUUUCUCAUUAAUCUGGAGCCUCCUUUCCUUGUUCUUU
Molecule: messenger RNA, 2822 nt
Organism: Clunio marinus
Lineage: Eukaryota; Metazoa; Arthropoda; Insecta; Diptera; Chironomidae
Source: the annotation of a GenBank genome assembly